Messenger RNA from Sorghum bicolor (sorghum), 1793 nucleotides. Its product is annotated as BTB/POZ and MATH domain-containing protein 1-like. Lineage: Eukaryota; Viridiplantae; Streptophyta; Magnoliopsida; Poales; Poaceae. The transcript is spliced from 3 exons. The coding region runs from base 450 to 1526 and encodes 358 amino acids. Gene Ontology annotation, molecular function: protein binding. Gene Ontology annotation, biological process: protein ubiquitination. The record is from RefSeq and is a predicted model, not a curated record.
UAAGCUAGCAGCUCUCAAAGCAUAUAGAAAAGCCAAUGAAUUGUGCUUUAUGCUUGUUUCGAUAAGUGGACUAGCAAGAAUCAUGCAUAUAUAAAUGUCCAGCCUAGGUUCCUCCUAUCCACAUGAUACUGGAGCUUUUCGAGAAUUUUACGGUCAGCCAGUAGUGUUUUUUCCUCACAACAAAUUAGCAUCAGCCGUUUUUAUGGCCAGCCGAACACGGGUGAAAUACCAGUGAACAAGAUGGGAACUGUUCUGAAUAAGGUGUUGACUGUUUGUGCAUGUUGUUUUCUGCAGAAUAUUUACCCCACGCAGAACCAAAACCCAGGAAGAGAAGAACUAUGAGGUUUAGAGGCUUUAUUGGUGAAAUUCAAUUCGCAAACUACCUUGUCUCCAAUCGUCGUCACAGGAAACGAAACCUACCAAUUCCGGAGAGCUAGCCACGCCACAGAAUGAGGGGAGUCACCAUUGAGACUAGCAAUGUGAGUAAGCGACGCCGCUCAUCCAUCCUAGAGGCACAAACCACCACAAUAAUGGAUUCUCCCUCAGUUGUUGUCAAGUUCAAAAUAAACUAUGAGCAAACCAAACACCUUGCCGCAGGCCAUGCUGUCAACUCUGAUGCUAUAUCUGCCGGGGGGCACAUAUGGAGGAUAAAUUUCUACCCACAUGGGGCCCAAGAGACUCCAGAGGAAGGUAGAGACAAUCCCUCUAUUUUUCUCGAACUUUUGAGGAAGUCUAGAAACACAUGGGUCAAGGCCAUCUUCACUACAUCAAUAAAGAACAAGGAUGGUAAAGCAUUUAAAUUUGAAAGUAGUUGGUCCUUCCCAUCAGAAAGAUAUUUUGACAUACUUCAGUUAUUUCAGUUUGGGAGCCAUACUGAUAUGGUUAAUAAUUAUGUGGAGGAUGGACAUAUCAAGUUUGUUUGCACCAUCGUGGUGUUACAGAGCAACUCUGUCAUCCCUGUGCCACUUUCUAACAUAGGGAAACAUAUGGGUACUCUAUUGGAUAGUAUGGAUGGAAUGGAUGUGUCAUUUGUCAUUGGCGGUGAGACAUUCCACGCACAUCGAUUUGUGCUUGCUGCCCGCUCACCUGUCUUCAAAGCAGAGCUCUUUGGAUCCAUGGUUGAGGCUACAACAAUGACGCCCAUCACCCUUCACGAGAUUGCCCCAGCAACAUUCAAGCUCAUGCUGCAAUUCAUGUACACAGAUGCCUUACCUGGUGAUGAAGAGCUUGGGAACACUCCAAUCAAGACCCUUUGGGACUUGCUUGCUGCAGCUGAUCGGUAUGCCUUGGACCGGCUGAAGCUUCUCUGUGCCCAAAAGUUGUGGGAGGAUGUGUCAGUGGAUACAGUUGCCUCAACCUUAGCGUGUGCUAAAAUGUACAACUGCCCAGAGUUGAAGGACAUGUGCAUUGAUUUCUUUGCUGAGGCAAAUAAUUUCAAGGCGGCCGUGUUAACCGAUGGUUUUGCGAAGUUGGUGCAGCAGUUCCCUUCCAUUAUCUCUGAGCUGCGAGAGAGGAUCGGGACAUGAGCAUUAUUAGUGCAGUGUUCAAAUAUUUUAUUUGGUGAUGCUGGCUAGCAUCUCGUAUUUCCUAGCAUUUUUAAUUUAAUAAUAAUUAUGUCUCAUAGCAUUGGACUAGCUCAACUUGUGUCUAAGCAUUUGUUGUUCUGGCGCCAUAGUUUCUGAGCAUAUGCAGACCAAUGGGAAGGUGUGGAUAUUGUCACCUCAUCAUGUUCCAAAAUAAGAACAUCAUGUACAAUGUGUGGCCUAAACUAUAUGUCUUGGUAUUUCUUUGUA